AUCCCCGACACAGGAAAAAUAAUUAAAAAAUGCCGUCCGAUUCACGACGUCAUCGUGGGAAACUAAUAGCCUCACAUUUUGCGCAUACCUCGUCAGCACAUUAACUUCACCCUAGUUGAAGCUUGUAUGAUUCCAGACGAGUUGAAGCAGCCUCAAGCCGAGGCUUGCCUUUUUACUAGUAAACAAAACAGUCUACAUGUCUCUGAUAUUCUGUUAAUUGACCGAAGGAAAGAAAACAAUGGUAGGAUCCGUUGGUGAUCGCCUCCUUAGUUCCGUCAAGGCGGAGGCAUUGACGGUACAGGAGGCCCGGUCAAGUGACCUGAAUAUUGAGGAUAACGGUAAUGCAGAGUGGCUUUCGCAGAGAUCGAACUUGGGACACCCCGGUGUAAAAAACUUGGAUAUAGACAAGGAUUUUUUUUGCCCUAUUUGUAUGCAGAUGAUAAAGGAUGCCUUUCUGACAGCGUGCGGACAUAGUUUUUGCUAUACAUGCAUUAUGACGCAUCUGAAUGAUAAGAAAAAUUGCCCCUGCUGUGGACAGUAUUUGACUAACGAACAGCUCUAUCCCAACUUUUUGCUUGAUAAGCUUUUGAAGAAGGCAUCUGUUUGUCAAAUAGCAAGUAUGGCAUCACCAACAAAGCAUCUCCGAAAGACCUUAGAACAGGGAGCAGAAGUAUCAGUAAAAGAGUUGGACUGCCUCUUGACUCUUCUUGCAGAGAAGAAGCGUAAGCUGGAACAAGAGGAAGCUGAAACAAAUAUUGAGAUACUUCUUGACUUCUUGCAACGUUUGAAGCAACAUAAACGGGAGGUGUUGAAUGAGAUACAAGCAGAUUUGCAGUAUAUUAAGGAGGAUAUAUCCAUUGUGGAGAAACGAAGGUUGGAGCUAUCCAGAGCCAGAGAACGAUACACCAUGAAAUUGCGUAUGAUUUUAGACAACUCAACAGCCACUUCACUAGGUCAUCCUGCACCUGAUAAUGCCAAUAUUAUUUCUGCAGCUUCCUUUCAUAGUGGGCAUGGUAGUCUUACGUCAGGGAAAUUACAACUGAAAAGUUCUGAAAUCAACGUGCAAUCUAGUUCUCAGGACAGGCCAAAGAGAAGUUCUUUAUGUGGAUCUGAUUCUCAGGUUUUGCCCAUUCCAUCAGGAGUGACAAUUGCAAGGAAGAGACGAGUAUUUGCACAGUUUGAAGAUUUACAACAAUGCUACUUGCAAAAAAGACGACAUGUUACUUGCUCCUUGCAAAAACAAUUGGAUAGUGGUUUUCAAAAAGAAAAAGAUGGGAGUAGUAUUGUCAGAGAAGGUUAUCAUGCAGGCCUUGAGGAAUUCCAGUCUGUUCUCACAACAUUUACCCGUUACAGUUGUUUGCAGGUCAUUGCAGAACUUCGAAAUGGAGAUCUAUUCAACAAUAUAGAUAUUCUAUCAAGCAUAGAAUUUGAUCGAGAUGAUGAAUUAUUUGCUACUGCUGGUGUUUCCAGGCGUAUUAAAGUAUUUGAGUUUGCUUCAGUUGUAAAUGAGCCUGCAGAUGUGCACUGUCCUGUUGUUGAGAUGUCCUCUCGGUCAAGGUUGAGUUGCUUGAGUUGGAACAAGUACAUCAAGAGUCAUAUUGCAAGCAGUGAUCAUGAAGGCAUUGUUACUGUCUGGGAUGUGAAUACACGCCAGAGCAUUAUGGAGUAUGAGGAGCAUGAAAAACGGGCAUGGAGUGUAGAUUUUUCACGCACAGAUCCUACAAUGCUUGUCUCAGGCAGCGAUGAUUGCAAGGUUAAGGUAUGGUGCACAAGGCAAGAUGCAAGUGUUCUCACCAUAGACGUGAAAGCAAAUAUCUGUUGUGUGCAGUGUAAUCCAGGCUCAAGAAAUUAUAUUGCGGUUGGUUCAGCAGAUCGUAACAUUCAUUAUUAUGACUUAAGAAGGAUCAGUGAACCACUAUAUGUAUUUAGAGGUCACAGGAAAGCAGUUUCAUAUAUCCAAUUCUUAUCAACAAAUGAACUAGCUUCUGCAUCAAUAGACAGUACAUUGCGAUUGUGGGAUGUGAAGGAAAAUUGUCAUGUGCGUACAUUCAAGGGACAUACUAAUGAGAAGAAUUUCAUCGGUCUUACAGUCAACAGUGAAUACAUAGCUUGUGGCAGUGAAACGAACGAGGUGUUUGUAUACCACAAAGCUAUUUCAAAGGCUGCUGCUUGUUACAAUUUUGACGGUCCAGAUCUGGAUAACAGUGAUCAGAAAGCAUCACAUUUUAUAAGUGCAGUUACUUGGAAGAGUAGGAGCCCUACAAUGUUGGCUGCAAAUGGCCAAGGGACAAUUAAAGCUCUUGUACUUGCACCAUGAGCUUCAAGUGUCUUGCAAGAACUUUCGAUUGUCCCACCUUGAUGAGGUAGUUUCGGGGGAUCUGUCUGAAAAUUUUAGGCUAAGGUUCUUUUUGGACACUCACUGGACUACUUUCUGCCACCAAGUGUUAAAAGACGAAGCCGAUUUAUGGACUAUGUACAACUGUCAAUAUUUUUAUAAUGACGAUUUUUUUUUGCUGGUUGUUGCUGGUCUGUAAGAAAUUAUCCACACUAUCUUCCAGUAGUGCCGUAUGAUUUUUUUGGAUGAUAUCUAAGCUCCAACUCUCAUCUUAUGAUAUCUGUGGCGAAUUCUGUGCUAGAGCGGGAGCGUAGCCGUGAACAUUUAUACUAUGGAAGCUAAAUUUUGUAGUUACGAGGAAUAUGGGAAAGAGUCUCGGGAGAUAGACAAUGCUGAAUGCAAAAUGUAUUAGCUUGGCUACGAAACAUUCUUGUAACCUUUGCCAGCUAUCAUCAUUAUCUUUCAAGGCCUGUGCAAUUAGAGAUUGAGAUGUCAAGAAUUGCCCUAUCUGAAGGCUAGCUCUUUUUAGCAUUGGGAGUUCCUUCCUGACAUGUAAAUAGAUGGAAAAAAUCUCUGAAAAUUGGCAAAUAAUCUUUUACUGCUAUGUAAAAGAUUGUAUUGCAUGGAAGUUCUUGCUUCCUGUCAAUGUUGACGAGACUGCUAACAGAAUUUUUGCAGAGUCCCAUAAUCAACAAACUAUGUAAAUACUAACGGCAAAUAAUCUUUUACUGCUAUGUAAAAGAUUGUAUUGCAUGGAAGUUCUUGCUUCCUGUCAAUGUUGACGAGACUGCUAACGGAUUUUUUGCAGAGUUCCAUAAUCAACAAACUAUGUAAAUACUAACGAAUUGCAUUUUAUGUAUUGUGUAUCAUAUAUUUAUCAAAGAAAUAAAAGCUAGCAGUCUUUUAUUGUUGGUGGUGAAAUCUAUUUUAUUC
This is a messenger RNA of Cryptomeria japonica (Japanese cedar), 3268 nucleotides long. RefSeq names its product E3 ubiquitin-protein ligase COP1. Gene Ontology annotation, molecular function: protein binding; ubiquitin protein ligase activity. Lineage: Eukaryota; Viridiplantae; Streptophyta; Pinopsida; Cupressales; Cupressaceae. The record is from RefSeq and is a predicted model, not a curated record. The transcript is spliced from 14 exons. Gene Ontology annotation, biological process: proteasome-mediated ubiquitin-dependent protein catabolic process. The coding region runs from base 239 to 2317 and encodes 692 amino acids.